This is a messenger RNA of Helobdella robusta, 276 nucleotides long. RefSeq lists its product as hypothetical. The record is from RefSeq and is a predicted model, not a curated record. The transcript is spliced from 2 exons. Lineage: Eukaryota; Metazoa; Annelida; Clitellata; Rhynchobdellida; Glossiphoniidae. The annotation marks the transcript as partial.
AGAUUCAACAAAUUUCUACUUCAUAAUCUUCCUCCCUCCAAACAACAGGCCAUCCUUGCGUUUGAACCCUGCGUCGUGUCGUCGGUCAAGUACAAGAAACAGUUCAAGUUUAUUGUGAUUGAGAGAGACGGCGUCUGUCUGACGGAGAGUAUUCCUAACACCUACAAGAAAGUUAUCGACUUCGCUGACGUACUCGAUGUUACGCUGGAAUCUGAUCAGCCUGAUUUUUUGAAAGGAAAGGAUCACGACGACUGUCAGCACAUUUCAAUAAUAUAU